CACAGCGACGUGGAGAUGGCCGUCUGGGACGCCGAGAGGCACCACGGCUUGGUUCGCUCCGACCUGCUGCCGGCCGCGGGGACCUGCAGCACCAACGGCGAGCUGGCGGCACCUGCGCCGGUGCACUUCUACUGCCGGGUCUGCCUGGUGACCUUCAGCUCGCAGGAGAGCUUCGAGAGCCACUGCUCCUCCGUUGAGCACAAGCAGAUGCUUUCGGCCGACACCUCUGUCCAGUGGGUCCACCGCGCGCCGCCGCUCGGGCUGACCAAGUUCUCGCUGUGCAGCAGAGCGGAGGUGUGCGAAAUGGGGAACAGCUGCACCAAGGCUCAUUCCGCCGAGGAGCUGCAGGAGUGGAUCCAGAGGGUGAAGGUUGCUGUGAAGAAAAAGAAGCAAGCACUGAAGGAAGGGCUUUUAUCCUACCAGGACCGGCUCAUCGCUGAGUAUCGGACGUGCUCCAACGAGGUGUUGAUUAUGGCUGAGCACGUCGAGGGCGUCAGAGUUGUGUGUGAGCAGCCCCUGGACGUGCAGUCAGAGGACAGGAGGAUGAAAUACCAGUGGAAGUUCAGGGUCCACUCCCAGAUGCCUCUGCAGCACGUGGCGCUACUGAAGCGGGAACCUGGAGUCAACUUCUACCUCUCAGGGAAUGGGCUUUCCCGGGGCCUCCACUACAUUCGGGGGGAGCACGUGGCCACCCUGCCUUCUUCCCCACCCACCGCGCUGGUGGAGGUCUGCAUGGAGUGCUGCACGCUGGGCAUCUUCGAGCAGUGGGUGGUGUUCGACUUCGGCAGACGCCCCGUCCUCAUGCAGAAGAUCAAGGUGAAGGUGGGCCGGCGCGAGACUCCCCAGCACGUCCCCGGCAGCAGGGACAGCAGCCGCCCCGUCAACUUUGUGCGAUGGGAUAGAGGUAACCGGAUCAUCAUUCCCAGUGUGCCAAGGACUAGUGAAGACGUGGAUCUGCUGGCCAAGUACAAACCUCCUGCUCUCGCGCUGGACUACCAGCGCGAGGGUGGUGCGACCGUUCCCAUCACCCGUCUCAACUAUCGUGAGAGGAUGCACAGCUUCCUCUUCCGCGAGGAAGAAGCUGAACAGGCUCUGAUUGCCAAACUCAACCUGCGGGUCCUCAUCUUGCUGACCCCCAUGCUGCAAAGCCUCUCCAUGGGGAUGAAGUUUGCCCUCUCUGGUGAGCUGUUUGCUGAAGUGCCUACCCCUUACAACCUCUCGUCGGACACAGACGAGGGGUAUCUGCUGAGCAGGUCUGUGCCCACUGCUUUCCUGGCACUUGACCCACCUGUAGACAAUCGAGUUUACGAGGUUAUUGUGGAGCAUAAAGCCACCACGGAGAAGACCAUCUGGCUACAGAUACCAAAGAGAUGCUGCUCAGAGCUGAACUUCAAGCCAAACACCUCCCACAAGGUGGAGAUCCAGUUCCAAAUCGACCAGCUGCUGUUCCGGCAGUGGCACCAGGCUGUGGACCGCCUCUUGGAUGAGAAGCUGGUCCUACCAGAUGUCGCCAGUUGCUCUGUCCCCUACUCUCUUGGGUCACCACAGAAAGGGAAUAUCAAGCAGAAAUCAGCCAUCUCCUUCAUCACAGGCCAGGCAACCAGCAGCCGGCAGGUCCCCCCUCUUCUCAUCUACGGGCCGUUCGGCACAGGGAAGACAUUCACCUUGGCCAUGGCCACCAUAGAGAUCCUCAGGCAGCCCACUGCGCGGGUGCUGAUCUGCACUCACACUAACAGUGCUGCUGACAUCUACAUCCGGGAGUAUUUCCAUAACUACGUGACCAACGGGCAUCCGUGGGCUGUUCCCUUGAGGAUUAUAUCCACUGACCGUCCCAUCAACAUGACGGACCCCAUCACUCAGAAUUACUGCUGCCUCUCGCCAGACCAGCGCUCCUUCCGGCACCCCACACAGGCGGAGAUCAACAGGCACCGCAUCAUUAUUACCACCUCCAUGUUGUCCAAGAACUUGAAGGUUGCCCCAGGCUACUUCACCCACAUCAUGAUCGACGAGGCUGCUCAGAUGCUGGAGUGUGAAGCUUUGGUUCCACUCUCCUACGCCACUUUUGAGACCCGGAUUGUCCUCGCUGGGGACCACAUGCAGAUAACCCCAAAGCUGUUCUGUGUUGGGGAUGGACAAUCUGCUGAUCACACCCUGUUAAACCGACUCUUUCAGUUUUACCAGAAAGAGAGGCAUGAAGUGGCCAUGAAGAGCAGGAUCAUCUUCAAUGAGAAUUAUCGUUCCACUGCAGGCAUAAUUGAGUUUGUCUCCAAGCACUUCUACGUUGGCAAAGGCAAUGCUAUCCAAGCCAGUGGGAACAUCCCACCCCAUCCGGAAAUCUACCCACUCAUGUUCUGCCACGUGUCUGGCGUGGCUGAAAGGGAUAUGUCCGUGAUUUCUUGGCACAACGCCUCCGAGAUAAUACAAGUGAUUGAGAAAGUGACGGAGAUCUAUCAGAGGUGGCCAGAUGAGUGGGGUGCCCAAGAUCUGAAGAGGAUCUGUGUGGUGUCCCAUGGGAUGCAGGUUUCUGCAAUAAGACAAGAGCUGAGGAAAAAGCAGCUACAAGAUGUGGUAGUAGAAAACUAUGAAAACUUGCCAGGGCGGGAGUUCCGGGUCAUCGUCAUCAGCACGGUCCACACCAGUGAGAGCCUGCGCGUCUCGGCCUCCUACCACCUUGAGUUCUUCAACGAAGCCAGAGUGCUCAACACCAUCAUGACCCGGGCUCAGUCGCUGGUUAUUGCGGUGGGGGAUGCCGUGGCCUUGUGCUCCCAUGGCCAGUGCAGCAAGGUUUGGAAGCGCUUCAUCCAGCAGUGCAUCGAGAAGGGGAGCAUCUUCCCGGAGAACCUGACAAUGGCCCAGAUCAAACAGGCUGCAUGCGACAAGGAGAGCUGGAACAGGAGGAGCCCGGAGGGGGACGAGGAGGACAGCGACACGGAUUCCUGGAGCUCUGAGGCUGAGAGCAUGAAUCCGGAUGAUCCCAUACUCCAGGAGCUCUUAGAUGAGAGCAAGAACGUACUGGUGACGGUGUCCGAAGAAGGGCUGCUGAACGUGAAGUCCGAGUCUUCAAACCUGUGGGAAGACAGGCAGGAAUACAUCAGCUUCUCUUCUCAGAUGAUGCAGGAGUAUCUGCAUAUGAACCCCAAAAUGUACAAGAGGUGCGAGCUGGUCAAAGAAGGGUUCGACAGAGCUUCUGCCUUCACCCUCGACGACUCCCCUGUGAUGACCAUUCAGAUCAAAGGCAGAGUUCACUGUGGGACGGCCUUCACUGGGGACGAGGUGCUCGUGCAAAUCCUGCAGAGCGGCACAGCUGACAGCGGCAACCACCGCGCUCAGGGGAAGGUGGUGGGCAUAUUAAAGCGCGCGGAGAGAGAACGGACCUUCAUCUGCAUGAUGGAUGAAUUUGAUCCCCGGGUGAUGAUACCCAUUGAUCCCACUGUCACCAAAAUAUUCGUCCCAGGGCUGAAGGAGAAACCCAAUGUCAUUCCUAUCCGCAGGCUUGUCAAUGGGAAGUACAGAGUGGUGAGCUGCGAGAAGAUUAGCCAGGAGACGAGGAGAUGCCAGUUCUUCUGCGUCCGGGUUAUCUCCUGGCGGGAAGGAUUCUACUACCCUUUGGGGAUAAUAACGGAGAUUCUGCGUGCGGCAUUGACUUUGGAAGAAGGCUUAAAGAUCCUUGACUUGGAGUACGGUUUGGAGAAGAAAUACCCAGCUGCUGUCACUAAGGAGUCAGCCAAAUACACCUCCAGCAGCAAACUAAACCUCACCAAGGAAAAUCUGAAGGACUGUCGCAGUUACCCGACCUUCACUGUCGACCCCCAAGGUGCCAGGGAUUUGGACGACGCUGUCAGCAUUAGGGAUCUUGGGCGUCACUAUGAGAUUGGGAUCCACAUUGCAGAUGUGGCUGGCAUAAUUCCCAAAGGCAGUGCCUUGGACGUGGAAGCAAAGAAGCGGGGUGUCACCUACUAUGCUCCCAACCAGGAGCCGCUGUGCAUGUUCCCACCCCACAUUAGCCAAGACGUCUGCAGCCUUCUGCCACAGAAAGACCGUCGGGUGAUCUCCUUGUUUGUCACUGUAGAAAAGGAGACUGAUGAGAUGUUAAAGCGAGUCUUCACCAUCUCUGUGAUCCACUCGGACAGGCAGCUGUCCUACGAAGAGGCAGAGCUCUGCAUUAAGGACCGCUACAGGAGAGGGGCAGGGGCCCUUCGUUUCGAUACCCUGGAGGACUGCAUAGCUGUGGCUUAUCACUUUUCCAGGAUCCAUCGGAAGUUUCGGCUGCAGGAGGACUGUUUCUAUGACCAGCUGGAUGAGGAAAGCUCCCCAGGUAACAGGGGGUCCCAUCAGAUGAUAGAGGAGUUAAUGAUCAUGUUCAACAGUUCUGUGGCCAAGUUCCUCACCAACCAGGAGGACACCAGAAAUGUCACUCCUCUCCGGUGCCAGUGCGAGCCAAGCCCUCAACAGUUAUCAGUCAUGAAAAAUAAGUACAGCCACAUCCUUCCUUUGUCCAUCCAUCUCUCACACCACCUGGGAGAGGUGCCUCCUGACCACUCCUCUAAAAAUGCGGAGUUCAGCCUCCUGGCCCCCAUCUGGGAGCAGCUGCAGUCAGCUGCUAAUGUCUGUGACUUCCACAAGAUGCUAGACCUUAUCGUUACUGAUGACAUCCACCCGAAGCUGGCCCCCGUGGCCCUGGAGUUCAGGAGACUGCUCAGCCGCUCCUAUUUCAGUCGCUCCAACUCCAGUGUCCAGCCGAAAGUGGGCCAUUACUCCCUGCGUGUUGACUCGUACACGUGGGCUUCCUCUCCCAUCCGCCGGUACAUGGAUGUCGUGGUCCAGCGACACCUUCAUUCUGUGCUACGCAAGAAGCCCGUUGUCUAUUCUUCGGAUGACAUUGAGUUUCUCUGUCAUGACUUCAACAGGAAGAAUUCCCAGGUGGCGAUGUAUGAGAAGAGAGCCCGCUGCCUGCAGAUGGCCACCCAGCUGAAGGGCCAAGUCCUGCAGAAGGUCGCCUUUGUAGUGGAUAUCGAAGGGAUGAACAAGUAUUUUAAAGCCCUGUUUCCACUGAACAAAGAGAGUCUUCCCGAUCCCCACUUAAUUAACUACAGGUCUCUUCAGCUGAUAGAGCAGCCCGUGUUCAUCCAGCAGCGGAGCAGCAUCAGGCUGACGUGGAAGAGGAGGGUGUACUCUGUGGAGACAAAGAAGGAGCACAGCCUACAGGAAGGACCUCUCCGCGACCGCAGCGUCACCCUCUUCAGCACCCAGACUUGGCAAAAUGUGCUCGCAGCCGUCAGGAGAGAGGAGUUUGAGACCGCGGCCUCCCUCCUUCGGAAGAGCAAGGACCUGUACCAGCGGCACAUGGGCUGGGUAAGGAAGAGCCAGUGCUCGCACUACAUGGAGCUCUCCCUGGAGCUGAGCGCCGGCGAUGUGCUGCAGUUCCAGCUCACCACGGACGUCUGUCGGGGCUUCCUGGUGCCCUUCGUGCAGCUGUGGUGCGUGACACCGGGUUUCGACGUCUGCCUGCAGCACACGGAAAAGCCUAUUGAUUGCUUCUCUGCCUACGCCACCCUGCCAUCCAAAGACAAGUACAAGCACACAACGGAGUAUAAAAAGGUAUGGAUGCCGAUGAGCGCCAUGGAGUCCGCUUCGUGUGCAGUGGCCGAAAACGACUCGAUUGUCCUCCAUGAGGUCAAAAUAACUUGGGCAAAGCAAAGGACAAGCAAAGGACAGCUGCAAGGGAGCUUCGUCCUAAACAAAAAAUUUUUGGAGGAGUGCUCCAUUGAAGUGGACUUCAGCCACUGUUACUUGUGCAUUCGCUUAUGUGGGCUGAAGCUUGGGAGCCUUCAAAGCGAUGAGGAAUGCCUUAGCCACGGCCUCCAGAAUCUGACUUUUCUUAACAAGGGCAGGUCAGAAAGCAAACUUGUGGUUGAUCCAGAUACCUACACCUGGGUGGCUCACGGGGUCACUGAAGAGUUCAGUGACGACGAGAAGUCAGACAGGACUAGCCAGCAGACUAUGAACUUUUACAUCCACUAUAUGUCUAUGGAGAACAUCCCCGUGGAAAUCUCACAGGACUCUGCCAGGUUCACGGUGGAGCUCAUACCAAAGAUGCUGCCAGACAUACGGAAAGAAAAGGCAAUUUGGAGGCUCAAGCAUGCCUCAGAGCUUGCUAAAAGCAUCGCCCUCGGCCAUGAACCUCCUAAAAAAGUGACAAUGUCCAAAAUCCUGCAGCAAAAAUCCUUUGAACUCCCUAGAAGCCACAGGAAGCUCAACCAGAGUCAGAACCAGGCUAUUCUAAAUGCUCUGAAAAAAUCCUUCACGCUCAUCCAAGGCCCACCAGGCACAGGGAAAACUGUUGUUGGAACUCACAUUGUCUACUGGUUCCAUAAGCUGAAUGAGGAGAGCAUCCAGAAGGAGCAAACACCAUCCUCUGAAGAAAAGCACAAGAAGAGAAAGUGCAUCUUGUACUGUGGCCCAUCCAACAAGUCUGUUGAUGUUGUUGCUGAGAUGCUGCUGAAGAUAAAGAACCUGAAGCCACUGAGGGUUUAUGGCGAGGCCAUUGAGACGAUGGAAUACCCGUACCCGGGGAGCAACCGGCACCUCUACCGCAAAGCCUUGCGGGAUGCAAAACCAAAGCGUGAGCUCAGCGAAAUAAUCCUGCAUCAUCGCAUCCGGCGGCCGCCCAACCCUUUCUGGCAGGAGAUCUGUAACUUUGACGCUCAGGUGAAGAGAGGAGAGCAGAUAACAGAAGAAGAAAUAAGGAAGUACAAAAAUCAGUUGUCAGCUGCUCGCACUCAUGAACUGGCAGACCACGAUGUCAUCCUGUGCACGUGCUCCGCUGCAUCUGCCACCUCCCUGGAGCAGCUCAAUGUCAAGCAGAUAAUCAUUGAUGAGUGUGCUAUGUCCACGGAGCCCGAGACCCUCAUCCCUUUGGUCAGCCACCAACAUGCUGAGAAGGUUGUUUUGCUCGGGGAUCACAAACAGCUGCGGCCUGUGGUCAACAAUGACUUCUGCAAGAGUCUUGGCAUGGAGACGUCUCUCUUCGAGCGCUACCGGCAUCAGGCGUGGAUGCUGGAUACGCAGUACCGCAUGCACAAAGGCAUUUGCGAGUUCCCAUCCCGGGAGUUUUAUGAAAUGCGGCUGAAAACAUGCCCCCAGCUUCUUCGGAAAGCCAGCGUCUUCCAACAUAAGGAUAACGGCUGCUGCCCUAUCAUCUUUGGGCACGUGGAGGGGAAGGAGCAGAGCCUCAUGAUUUCUACUGAGGAAGGAAACGAGAACUCCAAAGCUAACCUAGAAGAAGCGGAGCAGGCGGUGAGGCUGGCGAAGCAGCUGACACUAGAUGGCACCAUCCAUCCGGAGAGCAUCGCCGUCCUGAGCCCCUACAACGCCCAGGUCUCCGAGAUCGGCAAGAGCCUCCUGAAGGAGGGCAUCCGCGGGGUGACCGUCUGCACCAUCAUGAAGAGUCAAGGAAGUGAGUGGCGAUACGUGAUCCUGUCAACUGUACGCUCCUGCCCCCGAUCAGAGAUUGAUAAGAAGCCCACGAAGAGCUGGCAGAAGAAGUACCUGGGGUUUGUUACCGACCCAAACCAGGUCAACGUCGGCAUCACGCGAGCUCAGGAAGGACUCUGCAUUUUAGGGAACCGGUACCUCCUGGAGUGCAACCCGUUGUGGAGGAGACUGCUUCAGCAUUACAGACAGCACAACUGCUGUACCGCAGCCCAGGGGAUUUUUGUCAGGAAGACUUCAGCCUUCCGCCGAUGAGGAUGGGUUCCACCUCGAUGAGCUCAUCCCUCUCUACCUGGACUGCGUUACGUGUGCCUUGGGAAGGAGGCAAUCUUUCCAUUAUUUAAUGACCCAUGGAGCCAAACGCGGUGGGGGAGCCAGGAUCUUCCCCGGCACGGCAACAGCUCAGCUUCAGUGCGUGCUUUGGCAUCUUGGGGUUUUUUAAUCAGUGCAACCUUGGACAGGGACUUUCAGCUCUAGCAAACCAAAAAGCAUUGGAAAUGGAUGGAUGGGCGUAUGACUUUAUUGAUGAUGACAAUAUUUUUUUAACUGUAAGAUGCUCAGCGGAGCCACCAUCCUAUCUGCCAGUGCAGCUGCGCGUCGGGGACCAAAUACUCAGUCCAUUCAUCAAGGGUGGAGUGACUGCACGCAACAGAGCCGCACGGCACGCUGCGAUUUGCCAUAGAGGACCAAAGCUUUUGAGUACUACCACUCAUUUUAAAACCAAGGCUUCUUGUUUCUCAAAGCAGAAAAACAAAUUUUUUUGUUUUGUUUUUUUGUUGGGUUUGUUUUUUAAAGUGAAGGAAGAAAGCAAAGAGAGAACCACGUACCACUCUUUGUCUAGCCAAAACGCUGUUCUCUGAGCGUGUAAAUGUCACAGAGCCAAGGCCAAGUAGAUUUUGUAAAUAGGUUUACUUAUUCUUUGUACAAAGGAGGUUGUCCUCACCGGUAUAAAGUUAAUGAAAACCGAGGACCUCUCCUACCAGGGAACAUUGGAAUUUGUAAGCGUAUUUUAAACUGUUCUGAGUUUUAUUUGAAAUCUCCUCCUGUAAGAGCCCCCCUUUCCUACCCCAUAUGGUUUUUUAAAGCUGCUUCUAAUUUAUUAACUUUUAACUCUGUGAAUUUGUUUCACAGUCUUAUGGCCUGAGUUUUUAAGAGCGGUGAUGGAAAUUUGAUAAAUGUACCACA
This is a messenger RNA of Gavia stellata (red-throated loon), 8676 nucleotides long. RefSeq names its product helicase with zinc finger 2 (gene HELZ2). The record is from RefSeq and is a predicted model, not a curated record. The transcript is spliced from 19 exons. Gene Ontology annotation, molecular function: 5'-3' DNA helicase activity; RNA nuclease activity; RNA binding. The coding region runs from base 16 to 7746 and encodes 2576 amino acids. NCBI's taxonomy places the organism in Eukaryota, Metazoa, Chordata, Aves, Gaviiformes, Gaviidae.